AUGGAAUAGUAAAACAAUAGUCCGCGAACAUACUACUCAUUUCAGAUUGUGGUGUCGAAAUGAAGGCAGUCUUUUUCGUUAAAGGGUUCAUAUUCUCGUGUUUGUUGGAGGUCGUGGUGAGUACUGGGCAGUUUGUUGUAAGACUUUACUCGUACGAAAACCCACAGGGAACGGACUACGAUGGAACCUGCUGUGAUUCUGAUGUCGCUAAAUGUCAACUGGACAAGUGUGAUUUUAAAUUCGAUAUAUGUAUAGGAAAAGAUCGUGGAGGGCAUGACUGCACCUAUGGAAAGAAGCAGAUUAUCGCUAUUCCAAAUCUGAACAACAUCGACUUCAAUGAUAUCAAGGAUCACAUCCUCCGCUUUCCAAUCACAAACAGCCUGAAGGAUCCUUUGUUUAUAAGAGUGAAUGUGACAGAUCAGGAUACGGGCGAUUCCUCAGUGAUGGUCGACUCCUUCCAUUUAGUCUUCAACUCAGCUGCCUACUAUAACGACACAGUGAUUGAGUAUACGGAUUAUCUCAUCACAGGAGAAAGAACACAACAUCCAUCCAAAUUGAAUGUAAGUGUGGCGUCAUACUGUGAUCAGAACUACUAUGGAGAAAACUGUGACAUCAACUGUGUUGCUGAGAAUUUUGGUUGUAAUGGACGUUAUAAAUGUGGGGCUAAAGGAGAGAAGAUUUGUAACUCUGGUUGGACGGGUACAGAUUGUGAUGUACAGAUCACGGGGGGAGAGGGAGACUGUGGAUUCUACAGAGAUUCUACGGAGCUACUGCCCAGCUUAUGGGUAGGUACAUACACCUGCCCAGGUGAGUCGCCACAGGUAAUACAGAUGAAUGUAAUUCCAAGAAAUGCAGAUGAAAUAUUCACCUCAGCAGUUUUAUCCUUUGCUGGGAUCUCGGUUACUACUAGAGGGACUUAUGGAUAUAGACAACUGCUCACACAGGGCACAAUGAACCAAGGCAAUAUCACUGAUGUCAUAUUUCAUGGUUCACAGCCACCUAUGAAUUUGUCCUCAAUGUCAGGGGAUCUGGAAAUCAAUCAAAAAUCAUCAGGGAAAAAGAAGUGUACUGUAGUUCUGAAUAUGCGAAAAUCUUAUUUGAACCAAUGUGGAGCUGGGACUUGUGUGAGAUAUGGACAAAAGAAGGAGGAAUACUACUGUUGUUGUGGUGGUGAUAAAGCCUCUUCAUAUUGUGGAUCAACCACCACUAUAAUGCAGUCAACGACCACUUCACCUAGUACUACAACACCUCCAUCAACAACAAUAACAACAGAGGCACCAACAACUACAAAACAGACAACACAGAAACCAACAACAAAGUCAACCACACCCACUACCCAAACAACAGCAGAGACAACAAUUACCACUACCCAACCAAGAACACCAGAAAAAACAACAAUAUCAACAACACAACCUACAAUAACACAAGAGACGACAACCACCAGCGAACCCACGACACAAAAAACGACAACAAAAUCAACAACUACCACAACACAACCUACAACAUUAGAAAUAAUAACACACACUACACAACCUACACUAACAGCGACUGAACCCAUAUCUCGACUGAUGACAACAAAAACAUCUCCCACAACAACACACCAAUCUACCACAGGACAAACAAAGAGAGGGUCUACCACCACAAAAUUCACCAAAACGCCAGGAAUCACAAAAUCAUCAAGUUCCACCACAGACUCGCCACAUCCCAAUAAAGCUACCACAAGGAAAAUAGCAUCAACACCUGCCCUUCAGAUUUCCCAGGAAAAUAUUUUCAUCAAUAUUCUUGUCAUUAAGAUGAAGAAGCAAGAAGAGUUGCAGUAGAAUACGUUCACAUUACAGACAUGAUCGUUUUGUAUCUAUUCUAUGGAGGGAUAUUUUCGCCCCAAAUUACAUUCGCCCAUCGCAAAAUUAGAAAAACAUUUUCUUAAAAACUAGUAUCUUGCUAUUUUAAUGUAACAAAUUAAUUUUAAUUUCAUAUUAGUCCAUUUUUAAAUUCGGCCAUUUAGAAUGAAAAUGUCCCGGUUUGAAUAUUAUAUAUAUUAUAUGUAUAGAAAUUUUCAGAAUAAAAUGUAAUUUUUCAA
Messenger RNA from Ostrea edulis (European flat oyster), 2080 nucleotides. Its product is annotated as mucin-22-like. Lineage: Eukaryota; Metazoa; Mollusca; Bivalvia; Ostreida; Ostreidae. The coding region runs from base 60 to 1820 and encodes 586 amino acids. The record is from RefSeq and is a predicted model, not a curated record. Gene Ontology annotation, cellular component: membrane. The transcript is spliced from 9 exons. Gene Ontology annotation, biological process: multicellular organism development; Notch signaling pathway; cell communication.